AUGCUCAGUACUCUUGAGGAUUACAUUAACGGUAGCAAUCCUGUUUCCUCUCCAGUGAUUGAUAUGGACUCUGAUUUAUCAAUAGAGCUUGCUUUGAAUGGUGAUCGAAGUUCCCAGUUUCUUGAAUCUACUUUCUUUGAUGAAGAGAGUCAACUUCAACUAUCAAAUCUAGAAGAUCUUUUUGUUAAUAACUCAAGUAAUGGUACAAAUCAGAAUCAUAUCACACGACAAAAGCGUAAGAAAGUUAUCAAAUCAAUCGUAUUUCAUCCUUUUUCAUCUGUAGAAAACACAGAGAUUACUGUUCAGAACUUGAAACGAUUAUUCAAGCAACCACCACUUAUUUAA
Trichomonas vaginalis G3 is the source of this 345-nucleotide messenger RNA. RefSeq lists its product as uncharacterized. Bases 1 to 345 code for a protein of 114 amino acids. NCBI's taxonomy places the organism in Eukaryota, Parabasalia, Trichomonadida, Trichomonadidae. The record is from RefSeq and is a predicted model, not a curated record. The transcript has a single exon.